Messenger RNA from Belonocnema kinseyi, 2675 nucleotides. Its product is annotated as cysteine-rich motor neuron 1 protein-like. The record is from RefSeq and is a predicted model, not a curated record. Lineage: Eukaryota; Metazoa; Arthropoda; Insecta; Hymenoptera; Cynipidae. The transcript is spliced from 7 exons. Gene Ontology annotation, molecular function: protein binding; serine-type endopeptidase inhibitor activity. Bases 805 to 2169 code for a protein of 454 amino acids.
AACUAGUUUAAAAAAAUGUGAAACACCUUGUGAUUUUGAGAAAUAAAUAAAUUUUUUUAGUGCUUAUUAGGAUGAAUAUUGAAUUCAGCAGAAUCGAAUAGCGAAAUCGCAGUAGGCGAGUGUAAUGCUUUGAUACGAAGCAAAGCGGAAGUUGCAGGAAAUAGGAGCGGUGAAAAAAAGUGGGGAAGAGGAAAGUGUUAUUGAGUUGGGGUAUUACCACGUUUUCACUUACCAAUUGGAGAAAAUAAAAAAAAGUGUGUGAUUCGUAAUUGGGUUUUUUACCUUAGUGAGUUUAACGUGACCCAAGAAGAAUGUUAUUUCUUGUGCCUCAGCGAGUGUUUUGAUAAAGGAUCGCAGUGAGGAUGAUAAUAAUCAACCGGUGAAGGGUGUUCUUAAUCAGAAGAAAUCGCCAAGAGUCAUGGAGAAUUUUGCAGUGCUGCCAAAAGUGAUACCUUUUGCUGAUAAACUGGCAAAAUAAGGAAUUGAAGGUCUUCCAUUUGUUGAGCUCGAGGUACUUACCUUUUUUUAGGCAAUAACGGGUUCUCUGAUUGCCAACUAGGAAAGAGAAGAGAAGCUCACCAGUGGGACACAUUGAGGAAACUUAUUAAGGCAUAAGUGCCGGUGUGUAUAGGACUGAGUCCUAACUCCUAAUUACACCGAGCCACAUAUAAUGGGAGUUUGUUGAGUGUCGCGAAGGCCUUACCUAUAGGUAAUACCUGGUCUUACUGUGCGCUAUAAUGUGAACACCAAUUACGUGGCCCCAGCCACUGCUUCUCACAAAAUUCGAUCCAGACCACAUCCACAAUGGCAACAUCCCGUGCAGCUGCAUUUCUGGUCCUCUCCUGCUUUAUUGGGGUCCAUGGUUCACCAUGUCCGGAGGAUAGCAUUGCUUCAGAAGAUGGAGGAUGUAAAUGUGUGAUACCCUGUCCUACUGAUAAAUGUCGACCGGAUCAGCGACCUUUCCCAGUAAGAGCUGCUGAUCCUGAUACUCCUGGCAGCUGCUGUCCUCUCUAUAAAUGUCUUCCUUCAGAACCUGUAUCAUGGAUGGGUAGAGAGGAGGAGGACGAUGAAGGACGUGGAAGUUGCACGGACUAUUCAGGUGUUCCGCGCUCGGAAGGUGAACGAUGGCAGGAAGGGUCGUGCGUGAACUGCAUUUGUGAGGAGGGCAACGUUUCCUGCCAGGCGACCAUGUGCAAAAGCUGCGAAAAACCCGAGCCAGCAGCACCUGGAGAAUGUUGUCCUCACUGUCCUACGCAUCAUAAUGCCACCAUCAAAUGCAAACCCCUCACCGACUGCAAAUUACGAUGCGACAACGGUUACGUCAACGACGAUCACGAUUGUCUCACUUGUCAAUGUGUAAACACAAAGUCUCCAGGCAUCACUAAUGCAGCGGACAAGAUUUGCCCAGAGCUGUCUCACUGUGGACUGAAUUGUGAGCUUGUUGAAGAUGAGGGUGGUUGUCCUGUGUGUGCCUGCCAGGAUAAUACCUAUUCCACCACUGUUAUUUCAACCAAUUCCAGAGAAGAUCACGAGAGGAAGGAAAUAGAAGAGGACAAAACGGUUUGUCCAGAGCUGAAGUGUGAUCUUCACUGCGAGAAUGGACUCUUCAUGGAUGAAAACGAUUGUACUCUCUGCCAGUGUAAGCCCCAUCCAGGAUGUCCGCCCAUGAGCGGCUGCAAGAAGAAGUGCUCUUUUGGAUACAAGGUCAACAAACGCGGAUGCUCGGUGUGUCGAUGCCGAGCAUCUUGUGUUGAUCAUUACAAUGAGACACAUCCUGAGGGAUCAAUUUGGAAUCCAAAUUCUUGCACAACGUGCAGUUGCGAUACCAUUGGAAGACUUAACUGCAAAGAGACUAUUUGCUCGAUAGCCUGCAGUAAUCCCGAGCCCCCGAAGCCUGGCAAUUGCUGUCCCAUUUGUCCAAUCACGAUACCAAAGGAGUCUGAAAACGCACACUCAGGUGCCAAAAGCUGGGGGACAGUGCCGAUAACAUUAAUCGUCAUCUUGGCCCUACUAUGUGUCAUCCUUAUGGUUCACAUAGUCAGGAAUAAAUUCCGAGGUAGAUUAUCUCCAACCGCAACUUCCUACACACCAUAUCCAUCUCAAUAUUACAAAUGUGUACCAAUUUAUGACCCAUCUGCACAUCAGAAUGAGAAAAUGGUUCAUCUGUGAGAAAAAAAUCUCUCCAGAACCAAAAUCGAAGCUGUCAAAACUCAGCUGUCAAUUCUCAGCUUUCAAAACUCAGCUGUCAAUUCCCAGCUGUCAAAACUCAGCUGUCAAAACAGAAAAAGAAUCACCACUUUUGUGAGGUCAAAAAUGUAUAAUUACUUUCUAAAACUUAAUUUAAUUUACCAUUUCUAUCUAAAUAUCUAACGCGUGUGUACAUAUCUAUGCUCAUAUCUCUUACACGAAUUUUUUUACUAAUAUAUUAUUUUUAGUAUAUUCUCCAUAUUUAUUUAUAAUUAUUUUAAUGGAUUUCUAUUUUUCUAAAUUCAGGCUCAUUGCUUUUUUGGCAUGCGACUAAAAAAUUAGAUCUCAGAAUAAAAUGCAAUUAAGGGUGGCCACUAAACCGGGAAAACCGGAAAAUUGCUGAGAAUUUUUUGAGGAUUGUUAUUCUUAACAUAAAUUAUUUUUCAAAUCGUAAAUAAUAUAUUUGUUGUUAAUUUUGACUAAGUUAG